This is a messenger RNA of Salmo salar (Atlantic salmon), 7879 nucleotides long. RefSeq names its product hypermethylated in cancer 2 protein. Lineage: Eukaryota; Metazoa; Chordata; Actinopteri; Salmoniformes; Salmonidae. The record is from RefSeq and is a predicted model, not a curated record. Gene Ontology annotation, biological process: regulation of transcription by RNA polymerase II. Gene Ontology annotation, molecular function: protein binding; DNA-binding transcription factor activity, RNA polymerase II-specific. Gene Ontology annotation, cellular component: nucleus.
CUGGCUCAAGGAUAUUUGAGUUUGUAGAAUACCAUGGGACAGGGGCCCAUACAUACAGUGUGUCAGAGGCGUUUGUAAUCUUUGUGGAUUCUGGUCAAUUGAUCCGGUUUGUAUCCUGGUUGUUCAGGGCACUUCUGCUCAUCGGCGGAUGGUCUGGCAUUUCUGAGGCAGAGGCAAGCCUUUUUCUCCUCUCCCCCUUUCAGUUGGCUUUUAUUUAAAUUUGGGCCAGGGGGUAGGCUUCCCAGGGAAAUAGCCUGCAGUGGCAAGAUGGCGAACAGAGGGUUGUGAGGUGGGAUGGUAAAUGAAAAACGCGUUCAUCGAUGAAUUAAGGUGUGUAAACCAAAGUGUAUGUGAUGGAACAGCAGAAUCAUUCAAAGCAGCUGCUGCUGCAGCUGAACCAGCAGCGAGCCAAAGGAUACCUGUGUGAUGUCAUCAUCGUGGUGGAGAACGCGCUGUUCCGCGCCCACAAGAACGUCCUGGCGGCCAGCAGCGUCUACUUCAAGUCGCUGGUCCCCCACGACAACCUCAUCAACCUGGACACAGAGAUGGUCAGCCCCUCCAUUUUCAGACAGGUGUUGGACUUCAUCUAUACAGGUCGUCUGUCCAGUUCUGACUUCGUCAGUGACCACAGUAUCUCGUCUCUGCUGAUCGCCGCCUCCUACCUCCAGCUGACUGAACUGGCAGCUCUCUGUCGCAGGAAGCUCAAACACAACGGACAGACCCCCUCCAGCUCCAACAAGAUGACCCCCUCCUCCUCCACCUCCCCAACCCCAAAUGGACACACCCCUGGCCCCCUCUGCCUCUCCUCCACCCCUCUCCACAACCACCAGCACCAUAACAACCACUCAGGGUCCAAGAAGGGGAGCCAGAGACCGGGCCAGGAGGGAAGGCUGAGAGAGGAUCUGUCCGAGAAGGUGUUUAUUUCGGGCUCCCGCUGUGCCUCCCUCAGCCCCUCUGGAGAAGGUAGGAGUAAUGGGCUGGGACUGGACCUGUCCAAAAGGAGUCCGUCAGAGAGCACUGCCACAGAGGAGGUGUCCCCCAGCAGUCUGCUCCAGAGCUCUUCCCCCCACUCCUCCUCUCUCUCCCCCACUCCUCCCACAACGUCUAGUGCCAAGCCAGAGCCUCCAAAGACCUCCACAGACCUGCAGCCCAGAGCCCCUCGCAAGAGGCCCCGAGGUGAUAAAGUGACCCCAGAGCUGGAGGACGGAGAGGUGAAUGGAGAGGAGAACGGUCUAGAUCAGAGUGAGGGGAGUGGGCACAGUGGGAGAGGAGGAGGAGGAGGAGGAAGAAAAGGGAGGAGAAACGGAAACACCAACUACAUCUAUCGUCAGCCCCAGCCAGGGUUUGAGCCAGGUGUGGGGGACAACCUGUACGUCUGCAUCCCCUGUGGGAAAGGCUUCCCCAGCUCAGAACAGCUCAAUGCCCACGUCGACACACACACCCACGACCAACUCUACAUGAAAGACGAGGAGGAGGAGGAAGAGGAAGAGGAAUGUGGUGGAUACUUGAAGGACAAAGAUCCGGACACGUGCCCAGACGACUCUGCAUCAAAGGGGGUGAAGCCUGACGCUGAAGAACCUGGGCAUCUCUGCACAGUCUGCAGUAAGAGCUGCAAGGAUGCGACAUCACUACGGCAACACGAGAAGAGCCAUUGGCUGAACCGGCCAUUCCCCUGUAACAUCUGUGGGAAGCUGUUCACUCAGCGAGGCACCAUGACGCGCCACAUGAGGAGUCACCUGGGCCUCAAGCCCUUCGCCUGCGAGGAGUGUGGCAUGCGCUUCACCCGCCAGUACCGCCUCGCCGAGCACAUGCGGGUCCACUCGGGGGAGAAGCCGUACGAGUGCCAGCUGUGUGGCGGGAAGUUCACCCAGCAACGCAACCUCCUUAGUCAUAUGAGGAUGCACACCUCGCCCUCAUAGAGGACACGUCACCAUCGUUACUGCAGCUGAACCACAGCUGCCUGGGUUCUAUUAGGCUGUCUACCUCAUCUUCAGAUAACUAUCUGGACCCUCUGUUACCCAUAGUACCUCCUCACCCUCGUAAACACACCUGGGUUCUACCUCAUUGUCAGCUAACCAUCUGGAGCCUUGGUUACCCAUAGUACCUCCUCACCCUUGUAAACACACAUGGGUUCUACCUCAACUUCAGAAACUCACCUUAAAAUGAAUUACCUCACCUUUAUAACCACUCACCCUGAGUAACUUUACAAAUAUUUUCAACCUCUUAACAACUAUCACUUAUACCCUCACCCUCGUAACAACUAUCUCCCAUACCCUCAACGAGGGAUUCAUAUUUUCACAAAAACCUACCAAGUUUCAAUACUGGGAAUAAUUCAUAUUUAUCCCAAGAGUCCCGGGAAAUACCGCAAAAAUUUGAAGUGCCCAUUCUCAAGCCUUUAAAACCAAGAUAUAUCACUAUGCCUGGGUUCUCCCAAAAUAAGAUUGUCGCUGUGCCACAAUGCCGGCUUGGCUGCGCCACUGUAAAGGUUUCACAGCGAGUGAAACUGAUAUUUAGUAAUGAUAGAGUAACUUUGAUCACCAAUGACAUUGUUGUGAAUUGCGAAACAGGCCGUUCAUGAAUUCUGAGCAUUAUCAUGUUACUCAAUUAAUUUAGCCCAGGACUACUGCUGAAAUCUGCUAUCUGGAGACAGAGCGUGCUCAGAACCCACAGAGCGUGCUCAGAACCCACAGAGCGUGCUCAGAACCCACAGAGCGUGCUCAGAACCCUCAGAGCGUGCUCAGAACCCACAGAGCGUGCUCAGAACCCACAGAGCGUGCUCAGAGUAGGCUAUAGCGUUGUCGAAUCAUACAAACUCUGGAACGGCAGUCAAACAAAAGUCAAAAGUUGCUACGCUUGUUAAACUCCAACGAAUGACAAAAUAUAUCCUAUUUGGCAAAAUGGAGUUGAUGAUUAUACAGAUAGCAGGUCAGCUCAUGAAUAACUAGUAGUUGAAGAGAGGAAAUUGUUUAAAGAUCACUAUAUCUUAACGGGGACCAUACUCUCCACUCUCGUACUGUUUGUUGACCUCACAUUCUGUACCGACGCUCUCACAUGGUCAGAAAUACGAAACAGCGCAGAGAAGCGGGGGAAAUGUUCCAGGUUUUUUGACAUGCUUUGUUUUAUUUUUUAUUUAUUUAACCUUUAUUUAACUACCCCGGCCAAACCCUAACCCGAAAAACGGUGGGCCAAUUGUGCGCCGCCCUAUGGAACUCCCAAUCACGGCCGGUUGUGAUACAGCCUGGAAUCGAACAAGGGUAGUGACGACUCUAGCACUGAGAUGCAGUGUCUUAGACCGCUGCACCACUCGGGAGCCUAAGCAGACACGCAUUGAUAAUGCAACCUAUGGAUUACAGAAUAAAGUUAGGAAUUUUCAUUCGAGACAGGAGUCAAGAUUCUUGGUUUCAGUGGGAUUAUUGGGACUAUAGGAAAAUAGCCUAGGCUCUAUAUAAGGCUUUAUACUACCUGUCUCAAUAGAUAAUACACUUGAAUUUGGCUACAUUAUUCCACACUAAAUGUUUCUGAUCAGUGAUAAACAAAUAAAUUAGCUAUCACUUCUACUUGUCCAGCCAAGAUAAAUUAACCAAAUGUAUAGACAGAUUCAGUGAAACAAAAUCCCAUUUAUUGAUUGACACGGGCCUUUUGUUGCGAGUAGGACAUGCUACUAUGCGAGUGAAGAGCAAGGAGACUUGUAUAACAUGCUAGCAACAUUUUCUGAUCAGCUAAUAUAUGAGCAAACUAGAAUAAAGAUGAUCAUUAGCACUCACCUCAACGUGGCUAACAUUUCCCCAGCCUACCAAACAUCCAAACGGAGAUUCAGUGAAAACAAAAAUCUGACAUUGAUUGAUUUAUCUAGAGGAGUACCCCACUCUUGUCUCGAAGCAGUGCGAUGGCGCUGUCUCAAUUAAAACCGCUGAAAUGAUCAUGUAGGUUACCACACACCACUACUGCUUUAAGUUAGUAUAAUGGUUGGAUAUAACUUUGGGAGUUUCAGUGUAACCAAGAAUUUGAUACAUGCAAUAAAUUAGCUUUCGACUACUUUAUUCUAAUAUUUUCAUAAUUCAGUUGAUCAUAACUAAGGUGUUUUCCUCUCUCUGCACUUUUUCUAGGCCCAAUGGCUGUUUUCUCAUCUCCUCACUCCGGUGCUGCCCACCUCCGCCACGUUGUUCUCAACACCAGUUUAAAUCAAUAUAGCCUACUGUUUUCUAGAAAUCUGGCAUUUUUUAACCUGUGAUGUCGGACCAGGCCUGGGAUCAGGCUUCAGCUCACCAGCUUGGGUCGGACCGGGAUCUAAUUUUUAGUUCUGAUGAGAACUCUAAACUGCAUUCAGGUCUUGUGUGCAAUCUGGCAUUUGCUUUGCAUUUAUGACGACUUUGUAAUGAAAAUAUGCUAGGCUAAAGGCUUCCAUGUGACAACCUGUUUGGAUAAUGUGCCAUUUUAUUUUUUGCCUAUCUGCUGCUGUAGAUGUUGGGCAUUUGGUGGAAUUGCAUUACUGCGACAUUGGGGGAAAAUUUUGUCAUUUCCCGGGUCUUGUCACAAUUUCUUUUCGGGAAAUGUGACAAGGGGUCCAGGGACAGUCCCAGGAUCCCAGUUACCAGUGUUAAUCCCUACCCUCAACCUUUUAACAACUAUCACCCAUACCCUCACCCGCUUAACAACUAUCACCCUCAUCAGGGCAACCAUGAUUCCGUACCUCUAUUUGAGAACUGUUUCUCAUCUUACUAAUACCAACCAUUACUUCACCCUUAGAAGCCAUCAUAAAUCCACAUUGAGCCAGCCAGCCAGCUGUACUGGCUAUCUCAGGGUCAACACACCACAGCUCUCCAUCUGACAUAAAACCAAAGACGCUUCCUCCCCAUCCCAGGCGGCUGAAAUAUGUUUUGAUGAUGAUGAUAGCUUUUAGCAUCCAACCAAACUAGCCCUCCCAGGGUGUCAGUCCCUGCUGUCGAUCCUCCAGGCUGUUGUAUUUGUCUCUCGCUGGCCAAUUGGCUCUCCUGCCUCAUUAUCAGACACAUACUGGACCCCAGGCAUGACUGGCUAACAGUCAGUAAUAUUAUGUUCUCCAGUUAGAUGGGACAGGUUAGUCAGCCUGGCCAGUGUGCAUAUAAUAACUUAUCACCUUUACAUACACUGCCUGUUGGAAACGGGGCAUUAUUAGAAAAUGAUCAGGGCUGUUCUAACAGCAAUGUUUACUUUAUUUGUAUUUCAUAGGUCAGACUUUGUAGUUUAACUUGGGGGUAAAAUGUUUGAACUUAGUUCUGCUUUUGUGAAUGUUUAGACUGGGUAUUUCUACUUUAAAGGGUCAGGUAGGGGUGUUUAUUUUUCAUUUGAGGCAUCAUACUCUGUUGGUACUGUUGUUUUGUCUGCGUUUUUCCGUUAAAGGGCUGGUCUACUGCUACUAACCCUGUCACACUGCUACCUCUUCACUCCUCAGAUGAACCAUUUAAUAAUACUCUCCCAGUAUCCCUGUAUUCAGUUUGCUUUUGGUUUUCAACAAGUUCCUCUCGUCUGUUAAUGCUGUGAGGAGGGGAGAAUAUUGCUUCCUGGAUAAGUGUUUUACUGGUACUAGUGUAGGAGAUUGUAAGGUGAAAUCCAAAGAGAGAAUUAUUGCAAACUAACAACAACUAACGUUUUUCAAUGUCAGCGUAGUUUUAAUGAUGCUAUUAUGUCCACUCCUAGUUCCACACAAACAGCCAUGUGGUAGGAAUGACUCAUGUUGAUUGGACCAACCUCACCUCAUUGCCUUACUUUGUCUUCACUAUGUCCUCAGGAGGACUACAUGUCAUUUCUGAACCUCUAAGAAUGUGUUGUAAUUGCUUUGUUUUAGACUAGUAAGUACAGUUUUAAAAUUCUCUUUCCUACAUGUUUAUCACUUAAGUGUUGAAAAAAGUCAUUUUUACUCCAGAAAAGUGUACAUAACUCAGGAACAUUGAUGUCAGGGUCUGGUAUCCAUACAGUACAUAUCCACACUUAUGAGUUCCGUUAAACUACAAAACUCUGGUUGUUUUGGUUCAUUUAGAAUGUCGACAAAUGAAAUGAAAGAGCAGAGAGAAAAAGAUAAACAUGUUUCAGCUGCGAGGGUGAUAAUUCUCACCCAUAUCUUCAGGGAUGGUUCCUCACAUUUUAACUGAAGAACCCUCCGCUGUGUUGUCAAACUGUCUGUACUGUCAGAAAGCAAAAACACUAGUUUCCUAAGUAAGAGAUUUUUUAGAGGAGGUGGUUGGUGAUUAUCUUCUUUCAAAUAACUUCUGGAUAAAAGGUAGAGGUGUUUAAAAUAUAUUAUAAAAUAUUAGUUCUUGAAUGUUAUCAGCAUGCAUUGUAUAAAAGAUACAAGCUUGUUCCAAAUCAACAGACUAUUUUCUAAACCAAAGCACAUACUGAAUGACCGAUGGCUUGUGUGGCGUAAAGUGUGCGUGUGUGGGAGUGUGAUCUCAUUGUUUACAUAAACCUAACAGUCAGAGCUCAGGCAAGGAAUCGUUUUUUUCACGUCUAGAAACAAAGAAAAGAACAGCAUUGUUUAUUUGCAUGUAUUGUUGAGCCUGUAAACUUAAGUAUCCGCAUGUUAUGAAAAUAUGAUGAAGCCAUUUUUGAUAUGUUGUUUGUUGGUGAUUGUUUGUUGUGACCAACCAAAUGUUUUAGGAAGGGGUAGAAACAACAUGUGUAGAGGGAGUAGGCUGUAAUAUCAAGUUAUUUAGUCUACAACUCAUUCUUUUUAAGAAUAGGAAAUAUUACCUCAGAGUACACCAGUCAGGGAUUUGGUCACAAACCCUUUAUCCAGUUCCCUUAUUCUAUUUAUCUCUUCCUGUCUCUCUCUUAUUAAGUAAGUUGUUGCAGUCACUUACAGACAGUGUAGUCUAUUGAUGGAUGUAUUUAUUAGUUGGAUCCUGUUUUAAACCGCUUUAUGAUAACUCAGUGGAUGGUAGUCAGGAGCUUUAUUACUUUGUUACUGCUAAUACAGUUUAGAGAGAAAAUAUGUUAAAGGGUUAGUUAACCCCAAAUAGCUUGACAACCACUCUGUGUGAGAACGUCAAACCAUGUUUGAUUGGGUGAAAUGACCCAUUAAACAUGAUAUAGCUAUAAAUCAGAUCAAGCUCCCAGCCCAAGACACUGGAGACAGUGGGAAUGUACUGCUCCUGUGGUAUAGGUGUUUUUUACCACUUUUACCUCAUCCAAAGCAUGUAGAACACAAAGAUGAAAUGUUUUUUAUUGUGCUACAUUGUUUCCUGUUUUUCUGAGAAUGUAAUCUGUGUUGUUGUCAUCUGUUGUAUAGGUGGUCUUCUCCAGUGGUAUGGGACCACUGACUCCUGGUACAGAUGCAAUAUGUAUUGUAUUCUACAGAAAGCAUUGGUUUUGUCAAAGCAACUUCUGUUAAAGGCUGGUAUUGUUACUAUUACAGAGACGCUUCUUGUUUAAUCUCUAUCUGAAAACCAAAGGUGUCUAUGGCAGCAUUAAUAUAUGUACAUAGUCACACGUGCCACUACUAAUCCAAACCAAGCCACUUAUGAACUAAACCAAAGGCAGUCUAAGGCAGCAGGUCUAUUCAUAUAAUUCCUAAGACUUCUGGGCAUGAGACCAUGUCAAAGCUGGCUUUAUGUAUUCAUUUACUCUGUCUUUGUACAACAAGUUUCUCUGUUCUACUAAAUAUUUGUUCAAUUAUAUAUAUUUUUCUCAGUCUUCAACAUGCUUACUGAGAAACUCCAAAGUUCAAUUCCUCAGAAUUUGUGUUCAGGAGUUUCUUGAUCCGUGUGGUUCUCGCUGCACCACCACGUGAUUCAACACAAUGUCAUGAUUCAGAGUCCACUGGUUAACCUGAAGUCUCUUAAUGUACAGAUAUCACUGUCAUCUUUAUAAAGAUCUUUUCAUUAAACUUGAUUGGAAAGAA